CGACCGAUCAAAGCUGUCGUUUUUAGUCUCGGCCGGCCGGUUCGGCUUCACCACUCGACGCCGUCUCCGAGUGAUCUCCUUCCUUCCGCCCGCCAUGGCCGCCGCCCGCGGCUCCGCUAGUUUCCACCUCGUGCCGCUACUGCUCUACUCGCACCUGAUGAUCGCCCUCGCCUCGCCGGCGGGGGAGCUCCUGGCCGAGGCGCGGGCGCCGGGGUUCGCCGCGUGGCUGCGCGGCGUGCGGCGGCGCAUCCACCAGCGGCCCGAGCUGGCCUUCCAGGAGCACCGCACCAGCGAGCUCGUGCGCGCCGAGCUCGACGCGGCCGGCGUCCCGUACAGGUGGCCCGUGGCCACCACCGGCGUCGUGGCGACCAUCGUCGGCGGCGGCCCCGGGCCCGUCGUCGCGCUCCGGGCCGACAUGGACGCUCUCCCCGUGCAGGAAUUAGUUGAUUGGGAAUACAAGAGCCAGGAAAAAGGGAAAAUGCAUGCGUGCGGACAUGAUGCACACACAGCAAUGCUUCUGGGGGCUGCUAAGAUACUUCAAGAUCACAAGAGUGACUUAAUGGGCACUGUAAAGCUUGUUUUCCAGCCAGCAGAGGAGGGUCAGGGCGGUGCAUAUUAUGUCCUACAAGAAGGUCUUCUUGAUGACGUGUCAGUCAUCUUUGGCUUGCAUGUCGACCCAGCCCUUCCAGUAGGCGUCGUUGCAUCAAGGCCAGGACCCUUUGCUGCAACAGCAUGUCGAUUCCAAGCAACUGUUACUGGUAAAGGUGGGCAUGCUGCACUACCCCACCAAGCCUUUGAUCCAACUCUAGCUGCAUCCAGUGCCAUCCUCAGCCUUCAACAAAUUGUCUCCCGGGAAAUAGAUCCUCUCCAAGGCGCGGUUGUAUCAGUCACUUUUGUGAAAGGAGGAGAUGCUUAUAAUGUUAUUCCAGAGUCUGUGACCUUUGGUGGCACCUUGAGGAGCAUGACAAAUGAAGGUUUAUCAUAUCUCAUGAAGCGAGUUAUUGAGAUUGUAGGACAGUCAGCGGUACAUCGCUGCACUGGCACUGUGGACUUCAUGGUGGACAAAAUGAGAACAUACCCGGCUGUGGUCAACGAUGAAGAGAUGUAUGCCCAUGCCAAGGAAGUGGCUCAGAGCUUGCUUGGGAAGGAGAACGUCAAGGUCGCGCCGCAGCUAAUGGGAGCGGAGGAUUUUGGGUUCUACGCGCAGAGAAUGGCCGGCGCCUUCUUCACCAUUGGAGUCGGCAACAAGAGCACCAUGGUGACAAUCCAUUCCACUCACUCCCCCCACUUUGUGGUUGAUGAGGACGUGCUUCCCGUAGGAGCUUCGUUCCAUGCUGCUGUGGCAAUUGAAUACUUGAAGAAACAUGCAUCAGACUGAAACUGAGUGCGAAAAAUAGGCUAGUUUUUGGAACCUUUGGGCCUGCUGCAGCUAUGCUUUUUGUGGAGGUUUUUCAAGACAGGCAGCAGGUCUUCAGAUGCUCAGGUGUCAGGAUCUGCAUGUUACUCUCAUUGAUGUAAAGAAAAUGAUGCAAUCGCACAAACAAAAUCUUCAAGAAAUCCUACCCGUAUCUUUUUCUUUUCUUGAAUAUAGAUAUCUUGUAAUCUUGAAUAGAUAAAGGAGAGCCGCGCAUAUUUAUAGUAGGAAGAAGAAUACAGUGCGAUUACAAAGUCUCGAGAGGUGAGCUAUUACAUCACUGAACAAUCAACCCAAUCGAUAACAUGACAGAGACGUAUUCUUUGGUUGUU
Messenger RNA from Panicum virgatum (switchgrass), 1746 nucleotides. RefSeq names its product IAA-amino acid hydrolase ILR1-like 9. The coding region runs from base 95 to 1378 and encodes 427 amino acids. Gene Ontology annotation, molecular function: IAA-Ala conjugate hydrolase activity. The record is from RefSeq and is a predicted model, not a curated record. Gene Ontology annotation, cellular component: endoplasmic reticulum. Gene Ontology annotation, biological process: auxin metabolic process. The transcript is spliced from 6 exons. Lineage: Eukaryota; Viridiplantae; Streptophyta; Magnoliopsida; Poales; Poaceae.